AUGGCUCAGAUCUACUCAGUGGCCGACCUUCUCAAAAAACAUGCGGAGACUCGGGGGCAACAGAUAGCCUUUUCUUCCGCAGGUCACAAUGUCACCUACACUGAACUUGCCACCCGAACGGGCCAAAUAGCAGUCAACCUGGUGGGUGCGGGGGUCACUCGGGGAAGUCGAGUGGCCGUCGUCCUUGGGAGCUGCAUUGAAGCGAUCGAAAGCAUUUUCGCCAUCACACGUGCUGCUGCGGUCGGCGUCCCUCUGGAUCCGCGCGCAUCCCAGGCAGAACUAGCCAGGAUUUUGGAAAACAGCGAGGCCCAUGUUGUCAUUACGGACAGUCACCGUUUUAACAGGGUUUGUGCUGCGAUAUCCUCUGGGAAGACAAAGAUCAACACGAAAACCACUGUUGUCGUGGUCAACAAAGAGCCUGGCUUGGCAGAUCCGAGAGAGAGCGUGGAGGUGGAAGGGCUCACUGCUGAACGGUACGAGAACUGGUUCACGCAUACUUUGAACCCUGCUUCAGAGCAACAGAAGCCACUGGACGACUUGAGCUUGGAUGAGCCGGCUUGGUUACAUUACACCACAGGUACCACCGGCUAUCCCAAGGGUGUCUUGUCCUGCCAACGUGCGUGGAUGUGGUCCGCCGUGAAUAGUUAUAUCCCUUCACUUGGACUUGCGUCUACCGACAAGAUAUUCUGGCCGCUACCUCUAUUCCACGCCUUUGGUCAGUCCUUAUGUAUCAUUGGUACGCUGGCUGUCGGCGCGAGCACCCAUUUGAUCGGUGAUGAAUCUCUGCUUGACAGUCUGCGACUGCGCCCAGAGACAACCAUCAUUGCAGGCGCACCUACCUCAUUCCGCGAGCUCACACAGCAUUCCGCCCAGGAAGCUUUAGCUUUCAUCAAGCCUCGAGCAUGCGUCAAUGCUGGGGCAGCGGCACCCGCGGGACUCAGUACCCAGGUCGAGAAGUUUCUCGGAGUCCCUUUGAUCAACCACUACGGAUGCACUGAGUGUGGUCUCAUCGCCACAACCGGUCCAGGAGAUAGAUAUCCCGAAGAAUUUUGCGGACCGGUCGUCAAGGGCAUUGAUGUCCAAGUCCGAGGUUUGAGCAGAGAUGGGCAGGUAUCAGCUGAGGUUGUGGACGGAGGUGAGGGUGAGAUUUGCGUCCGUACCCCAAGCUUCAUGCUCGGAUACAAUGACAGCAAAUUCCCUUUAUCCAAAAUAGAAGAUGGCUGGUAUCGCACCGGUGACCUUGGGUGUCUAACGGAGACUGGGCCAGAUGCAGGACAGAGGAUUUUGACCGUUACUGGACGACUCAAGGAACUGAUAAUCCGUGGGGGUGAGAACAUCCAUCCAGGCGAGGUGGAGCGGGCCGUCCGCGCGGCUGCUGGAGUUGCUGAUGUUGUCGUUACUGGGCUCCCACAUGAUGUACUUGGAGAAGUGCCUGCUGCCUUCAUAGUGGCCGAGCCUCACGUCGAAUUAGAUAUGACGAAGCUGCUUAAGACAUGCCGUGCCGUUUUGCCAGAUUAUAAAGUGCCCGUCUCAUUCUACACUAUCGAAGCUAUCCCCGUCACAGCAUCAGGGAAGCCUAAGCGCAUCGCUGCGCUGGAUUUAUUGAACACUGAUGGGGCUUGUCGUCUGCUCGCUACGCCCUUCCUGGGCAGAGAUACAAUUGGACCCCUUGUGUUAGCAGAAUGCAUUGCUGUCUGCGGCAGUGGUAUCGGGCUUGAUAAUAUAGACCCUGAAGAAUCUUUCAUGAGUCUUGGCUUGAAUUCAAUGAAAAGUGUGGUUCUCCGGGAUCGACUUGCGUCUCUUACCGGGUUGGAUUUACCCAUAACCUUUGCGUUCGACAAUCCUACUCCGGCUGCGGCAAGCCAAUACUUCUAUGAUAGACUCUUUGGGACUCAACAACAGGAUGACGCAGCUGUGCCACAAGCACCAAAUGAAGCUGAUGGUCGGGAUCCAAUUGCCAUUGUUUCCAUGGAUUGCCGUUACCCUGGGGGUAUCUCGUCUGCUGAUGACCUAUGGUGUGCUGUAUCUGAUGGUCUCGAUUUAACAUCUGACUUCCCUACCAACCGAGACUGGGAUAUCGAUGCAUUGUACAACCCAGAUCCUGAUAAGGCUGGGACCUGUGUCGCGCGCCGUGGUGGCUUUCUUCAUGACAUGGCCGACUUUGAUGCGGAAUUCUUUGGAAUGUCACCUCGUGAAGCCCUUGCAACUGAUCCGCAACAGAGGCUCCUCCUCGAGACUACAUACUCACUUAUCGAACGGGCUGGAAUUGCCCCAUCCUCCCUUCGCGGUACCUCAACUAGUGUCUUUAUUGGUAUGAUUUACGCCGACUAUGCCAGUCGUUUUAAUCAUGGAAAAGGAGAAGGGCAUGAAUACGAAGCCCACCUUGAUAUCGGCUCAUCUCCCAGUGUUGCAGCCGGUCGUAUCUCGUAUACUUUUGAUUUUAAGGGCCCAUCCAUGGCCAUCGAUGCGGCAUGUUCUUCGUCGCUGAGCGCAAUCCAUCUGGCUGUCGCUUCUUUACAGACAGGAGAGAGCACUCUAGCCAUAGCAGGAGGCGCAACUAUCAUGUCUACACCUCGCCAGUUCAUUGCUUUCAGUAGACAGCGGGGUCUGUCAACGGAUGGUCGCUGUCGGCCAUACUCAGCUGAUGCAAACGGUACUGGAUGGUCUGAGGGUGUGGGUCUGGUCCUUCUGGAACGACUAUCAGAUGCACGACGCAAUGGACACACUGUGCACAGCAUCAUCCGUGGUUCCGCUGUUAACUCAGACGGCAGCUCAUUCGGUCUCACAGUCCCAAGCGGCCAAGCUCAGCAAGAGGUUAUCAAACAGACACUUCGACGUGCCGCACUUUCACCUGCGGACGUGGAUGUCCUUGAUGGCCACGGGACUGCGACCAUGCUCGGGGACCCAAUUGAAAUGCGAGCUGUACUUGAAGUCUAUGGAGACAAGGCCAGAUCCACACCACUGCUGGUGGGCUCCGUGAAGUCCAAUAUUGGUCAUACGCAGGCAGCAGCAGGUAUUGCCAGUGUGAUUAAGAUGGUCAAGUCUAUGGAGCAUGGUAUCGCACCUGCGUCCCUGAAUGUCUCUCAACCAACUCCUCAUGUCGACUGGACAAGCGGUGCAGUUGAACUACUUACCAAAGCUAAAAAGUGGCCAUCGACUCCUGAUGACCGUCCACGCCGGGCCGCUGUCUCUUCCUUUGGUAUCAGCGGCACGAACGCACAUGUCAUUUUGGAACAUGCCGGUUUCAACAAGCAGGAUCAAGAGGAUUGUGUCAGGGUACAGUCUGCAAAUGUGUAUCCUUGGCUCCUGUCCGGGGCGGAUGGAAAGGCGUUGCAGACACGUGCUCGCAGCAUGGCGACUUUGUGUCAUACCAAGGACGCGCUUGAUGUCGCCUUCUCCCUUGCUGUUACCCGCUCGCCCCUCUCACACAGGGCCGCUGUGACAGCUACAUCUGAUGAGGAGUUGCACGAAGCAUUAAUGGCUCUUGCGGAGGGCCGGCCGCAUCUGAGCGUUUCCACCGGGAUGGCCAAGGCUAGUAAGUCCGGGCGUUCCCAGUCCCAAUCUCGACUCGCCUUCCUCUUCUCUGGGCAGGGAAGCCAGCGAAUCGGUAUGGGUCAGAAGCUGUGUGCUCGCUUUCCUCAGUUUGACGCAGCAUUCCGUGAAGUUUGCAAAGAAUUAGACCAGCGGCUGGAUCGCCCAUUAUCAGAGGUUAUCGACUCUUCUUUUGAGGCCAACCCGAGCAACGGCAUGUGCCUUUUGGAUCGUGCUGAUUUCGCGCAAGCUGCGGUUUUUUCCUUUGAAGUCGCCAUGUAUCGCUUGCUGGAAUCGUUCGGUAUUCGACCUGACUACGUCGCAGGUCAUUCUCUCGGCGAGAUAGCUGCGGCCCACGCUGCUGGCUAUCUCUCACUCGCCGAUGCUGCCACGUUGGUCACUGCGCGAGGCUCUUUGAUGGCAGGAUUGCCCGAAGGGGGAGCGAUGGUUAGCAUCUCAGCUACUGAGAAGGAAGUGAAUGGGGUGAUCCGCUAUAUGAAUCUGGAGGCUACCACGGUUGCUGCUAUCAACACACCCGACUCUGUUGUGGUCUCUGGCCCCGCCGAGUCAGCUCUUUUCGUCAAGGGCCUCUUCGCUGCGCAGGGACGAUCUACCACUCAGCUUCGAGUGAGCCAUGCCUUCCACUCGCCUAUGAUGGCGCCGACCCUGGAUUCUCUGCGUGCGGCCAUCUCUCAUAUCUCCCCCUUGCCAAACAGCGGUAGCCCCAAGAUCCCACUGGUCUCCACAUUGACGGGUAAGCUGGUAGAAGCCAGAGAGUUGACCGCUGAGCACUGGAUUCAGCACAUCAUUUCUCCCGUCCGCUUUGCAGAUGCUCUUCGCACCCUCUCCGCCGACGCAAGUGUCACUACAUUUGUCGAGAUUGGCCCGUCGGCUCCACUUUCGAGCUAUGUUCCAGAUGCAAUUGCUACAUCGAGAAGCAAGCAAAAUGAGGUCGACGUCUUACUCAAGUCCCUCGGUCAGCUGUGGGUCCGCGGAAUUCAGCCUUCUGCAGGGACAUCUGGACAGGAAUGGAAACCCGUCUUCGACGGAAGUGGCGCGCGUAAAACCGAUUUGCCCGUCUACCCCUUCCAGCGACGUACGUACUGGCUCAAGGCCCCUUCGCCUGCACCUAUAAGCACCUUAGGAUCUGAACAUCAAUCCUCGAAGCCCGCCCCGCCCGCAUCUCCUGCAUCUUCCGUACCUUCCGCGUCACCCAAGUGUGCUCCUCUCGAAUUGUCUGAGCCAGAAUCCAGUUCGUCUCGUCCGGAAACACCUGCCACCGAGGUGAGUGUGGGGAUGGGCUGGGAGGACCAGCUCAGUCAAGUCCCCGCUGAAAAGCGCCGUGCCAUGCUUGUGGAAAUGGUGCAAGAUGAGGUAUCCGUUACACUUGGCUAUCCCGAUCGCCAUUCGUUGUCGCCAUCGGCGUGGAGCACCUCUUUCGUGGGCCUUGGCUGUGAUUCAUAUAUGGGGACCAUGCUUCGUGGUCGACUCGCCCAACUAGUUGCUGUCCAGUUACCCAUUGAUCUGAUCUUCAAUGAGGCCACAUCAACCGUGCAGUCUUUGAUUGAUUACUUGUUUGGUCAGAUAGUUUUGUGA
Messenger RNA from Penicillium canariense, 5127 nucleotides. Its product is annotated as polyketide synthase type 1. Lineage: Eukaryota; Fungi; Ascomycota; Eurotiomycetes; Eurotiales; Aspergillaceae. Gene Ontology annotation, biological process: fatty acid biosynthetic process. The record is from RefSeq and is a predicted model, not a curated record. The coding region runs from base 1 to 5127 and encodes 1708 amino acids. The transcript is spliced from 3 exons. Gene Ontology annotation, molecular function: fatty acid synthase activity; phosphopantetheine binding; 3-oxoacyl-[acyl-carrier-protein] synthase activity.